Musa acuminata subsp. malaccensis (wild Malaysian banana) is the source of this 2908-nucleotide messenger RNA. RefSeq names its product protein HEADING DATE 3B. Gene Ontology annotation, biological process: regulation of photoperiodism, flowering. Lineage: Eukaryota; Viridiplantae; Streptophyta; Magnoliopsida; Zingiberales; Musaceae. The record is from RefSeq and is a predicted model, not a curated record.
CGAGAUAAGGAUCCCAAAGCCAACCACUGCGCUUGUCUCGCGAAACUAUCUCCUUUCUCUCGGACCUCCUCUCGUCAGUGGCCGCUUUUUCUUCCGAUCCACUACCCUUCCCCCUUCUUCCCUCUCCGCGUCGCUCCUCUCUUCGCCUCCCGACGUCGCAUGGUUCGUGAUUUCUUCAACUAAGAUUGGAUCUUUCCUCUUCCCGGUCCUUGACGGGGGCUCUGGUGCGAGAUCAUUGCUUGUGGCUGGCCGCUUUUUCUUGCAGAAAGAUCGGGUUUUCCCUGCUGGAUUUCGUCCUCGAAGAAUUUUGUGCUUUAAGGUUCGGUCUUGUGGUAAAGUCGAAGCUAUGAAAGGGGGAAAGGAGGAGGGUAAGAUCAUGGGGCCUCUGUUUCCCAGGCUCCAUGUAAAUGAUGCUGAUAAAGGUGGUCCGAGAGCACCUCCCAGGAACAAGAUGGCCCUGUAUGAGCAGCACAGCGUUCCUUCUCAGAGGUUAAACCGGUCAUCUUCUGCUCUACCGCUGCCUCAUCAGAAUGCCUGCUUGUUGGUCCCUUCUAAUCCUUUGAGCCAGGGAUGUGGCCAAGAGAGAAAUGUUCUUUCUCCAUUUUUUAUGCCUCGCAACACACCUGCUUAUUCAUCAGAGAAAGUUGAUUGUCAGUUAUCUGAUGGAAUAGAUCCCAACUCAAGGUUGGAGGAGAGAUCAUUAAAGCAUGUGAAUUCUAGAAAUUUGAAUUUGAUGAGAUCAACUGCUCAUUGUAGUUUGCUACGACAUCCAAAAUCUAAAUCUUCUCAUGAGAAGAAGAUGGAUGAUGUGGACGAUUUUAGGGUUCCUACAUUUGACAAAUCAGAACCUGCUCUAUGCUCCAACAAGGAUACAUCUGUGAUGGGAUCAGUGAAGCUAACUUCCUUUAACACCAAGAGUCAACAGAAAAGUCCCAAUGCUACACUUAAUUCUUCAAUUCGAUACUCAACUUCUUAUUUCAAGCACUUUGAACAAACAGAUGUUUCUAAUAUGCAAUCAAGUAAAUUUGGUGGAUCUGAGAAGGAGAGACAACCUGAAGAAAGCUUAGUAAUUGCAGAACACAGGGAAAAGUCUCCUCCUUCCGCUAGAGUUGAAGAACGACCAAUUGUGGCCAAAGUUUCAAAUGGAGCUAGAGAUGUUACUGAGAAAUCACGCUGUGGAGGUGUGAGUUCAUGCCAAGAAUCUUAUCAGAAUGGUGAUUUAAUUGGACCCAGGACAAUGAACAAGGUUGAUGUUGUUGAAAAUGGGGAUGGUUCACAGAAAAGACAGAGAACUACAAAUAUGGUAGACAAUGGUAAUUUGGAAAACAAUGUAAAGGAAAAUGGGUCAUUGGGAGAACACAUUGCAGAAAGAAAAGAUGAAGCUUCUGAGGCCUCAAUAGAUGACUCUAUAUCUGGCUUGGAGAUAUCUCCAGAUGAUGUUGUUGGUGUAAUUGGUCCAAAGCAUUUCUGGAAAGCCAGAAGAGCUUUCAUGAAUCAACAGAGGGUCUUUGCGAUACAAGUGUUUGAACUGCAUAGACUAAUAAAGGUUCAAAAGUCGAUAGCUGCAUCACCUCAUCUGCUUCUCGAAGGCAACCCAUACUUGAGCAAGUCUCCGGUGAAAGCACCCUCAAAGGUUCCACUGCUUGAUUGUAAUAUGAAUUCUCAACAAGAUGCAGUUAAACAGAAAGAUGCUGAACGCCAGAAAUCAGAUCAGAAAAAAGAUCUACAGACGGAGAACAUUGCUAGAGCACCUCCCCCUACUUGUGGGGAAAGAAUUGAUGGAGGUUCCCAUCGUCAGGUUUUAGAAAGUGGGCCUCGCUCUGCAGUUCCCCCAUCACAUUCCACUCCCCCAGACAACAAUCCAAGUCCUUGGUGUUUACAUCCACCGGCAAAUCAGUGGUUAGUUCCGGUUAUGUCGCCUUCAGAGGGACUCAUUUACAAGCCUUAUACAGGGUCUUGCGCACCGAGUAGUGGUUUCCUGGCCCCUGUUUAUGGAGGAUGUAUGCCUCUCGGUGUACCAUCUCUGGCAGGAAAUUUCAUGAAUACUGCUUAUGGAGUUCCAGCAUCUCAUAGGCCGCCGGAUACGGGUGUUCUUGCUGGUGCUUCGGCAGUUGCAACCAAUUACUUCCCAGCAUAUGGCAUUCCAUCCAUGAAUCCAAUUGUAUCAACCUCUGCAGUCGAACAGGUUACCAAUUUGGCUUGUUCUCGACCUAAUGGACACAUUGAUCAACACUCCAUGAUCUCAUGCAACAUGUCUCAUUCAAGGAGUGAAGCAAUCAGUGGCUGUUUUCUGAAGUUUCAAGCAUCAAAAGACACAGAGCUACAAGCAAGUUCAGCAAGCAGUCCUUGUGAAAAGGCACAAACAGAGGCAUCAGAUGUAUUACCCCUCUUCCCCAUGGCUCCGAAGAAAGAGAACCUUGUCUGUCCAUCGCGGUCAAGCGGUAGGGAUAGUCAAGCUCAAGCCAUCAAGGUUGUGCCUCAUAAUGCGAGGUCAGCUAUCGAGUCAGUGGCGAGGAUUUUCCAGUCAAUACAAGAAGAGAGGCUGCAACAUGACUGAUGAUUGUGUUUGUAGGAACAGAUGCUCCUGACUAUUCAUGGCUCUGUCCAUGGGCUUCUGAAGUAACCUUCCCUUCGGCAGUCCAAGCGUCUUACCUCUCUUCUAGUAAUGUAAAUAUGAAAAUGAAACAGGUGCCCUAUAGCUCUCUCCCCAUAUUUGCCGCUGACCAGAAGGGUAUUUAUAUGAGUACAAGAUUUCGUUUCCGAAUGUAAAAAUAAAAGCCAUACUCUUGCUCUUUCCUCGGUUAAGCUGAUAGUGUGGAACUAAAUAUUACUGGUAAUCUUCUGUAAACAUUGUUUUGUACUUACUAGUGGCAAGUCAAUGCAAGUAGUUCUCUUUUUCUGAAGCUCA